Aspergillus niger is the source of this 1227-nucleotide messenger RNA. RefSeq lists its product as uncharacterized. NCBI's taxonomy places the organism in Eukaryota, Fungi, Ascomycota, Eurotiomycetes, Eurotiales, Aspergillaceae. The transcript is spliced from 2 exons. The coding region runs from base 1 to 1227 and encodes 408 amino acids. The record is from RefSeq and is a predicted model, not a curated record.
AUGGCGUGGUACAGCCAGACUAUCGAGUCCUUCUCCGAUUCGUUGGGGAACAGCCGAAGCCAACUUCCCUUGCUCGCCGUCACAGGGGCCUCGUUCACUUUGGGUCUCUUGUUUCGAUCACUGCUUUCAGACCCACAGCUGGAGAGCACAGUGCUUGAGUCCCCGCGCAAGAAGGUCUUGUCCGUGUCCGAUUCAGUGAACCGUGAGCUUCCGCUGCCCACGGACGUACUCCCGGGAGCCCGAGAUGUGUCAACGCCGUAUGGAUCUAUGCGUGUAUAUGAAUGGGGUCCAGAAGAUGGACCUAAGGUUCUCCUAGUUCACGGGAUAACCACUCCAUGUAUUGCACUUGGGGGUUUAGCCCAUGCCUUGGUUGACCGGGGCUGCCGGGUCAUGCUGUUCGACCUGUUCGGUAGAGGCUACUCUGACUGCCCAUCUGACAUCCCACAGGACAACAGACUGUUCGCUACCCAAAUCCUGCUCGCUUUGAACUCAUCCGCACUUUCGUGGACCGGAGCCGGUUCCGGUAGAUUCUGCCUCGUGGGUUACUCAUUGGGUGGUGGUAUAGCUGCUUCUUUUGCAUCAUAUUUCCCCCAAUUUCUCUCUUCGCUGGUACUGCUUGCACCCGCCGGCUUGAUCCGCGACUCCCAGAUCAGCUUCCAGUCACGUCUCCUCUACUCCCGCGGUCUUGUUCCGGAACGUGUGCUUGGCUUCCUUGUUGGACGCCGCCUGCGCGCAGGCCCGCUGACUACGCCAAAGCCGAAAUCUCAUAAGCUCACCGCUGAGGACGCACUCGCUGAGGAGCUGCCAACACAGGGUGCGGCACAAGUUCAGCAGCUGUCUCGGACGUACUCUCAUGUCAAUGUUCCCCGUGCUGUCCAAUGGCAAGUGGGAGAGCAUGCCGGGUUCGUGCAUGCGUUCAUGUCCAGUAUGCGACAUGGACCAAUUCUGCAGCAGCGCCAGCGCGAGACUUGGGAACGCCUUGGAAGUUACCUAUCGACGCAAAAAAGUCUCCCGGUCGAUGAGCAGCGUAUGAAUGGCCUCCCGAGUGAUAAGGUUCUCAUCAUGUGCGGGGACCAUGAUGCUGUCAUCGUCAAGAAUGAACUUGUUCCCGAUGCAACGUCGGCACUUCAAGGGCAUGCAAGCUUUAGAUUCUUCAAUGCAGGCCACGAAUUCCCGAGUACCAAAUACGAAGAAGUGGCCCAAUACGUGAUGGAAUUCAUGCACUGA